AUAAAUCAGAAGAAGAAGAAGAACUGAAGGUGCAAUGGCGAAAACCGAGCUGAUAAUUCUCUCCUUGUCGUUCGCAAUGGCGUUAUCUUUCAUGGCCGUUGAAGGUUACGGAAGGAUGGUAGGAGGGAGAACGGAGGUAACCGACGUAAAGACCAACAAGGAGGUGCAAGAGCUGGGGAGGUUCGCGGUGGAAGAAUACAACCUUAACCACCGCAUCCGGCAGCUGGUGUUUUCAGAGGUCGUAGAGGCUGAAACACAGGUGGUUUCGGGUAUCAAGUACUAUCUGAAGAUCGAAGCGACGGAGAAUGAGCUUAGAAAGACGUUUGAAUCGGUGGUGGUGGUGAAACCGUGGCUUCAUUCCAAGGAACUGCUUCACUUUUCGCCUUCCACGCAGUGAGGGUUUCUAAAAUCGGUUUUGUGUUGUUGUCGAAUCUAUAAUUUUUGUUU
Hibiscus syriacus is the source of this 447-nucleotide messenger RNA. Its product is annotated as cysteine proteinase inhibitor B-like. The coding region runs from base 35 to 397 and encodes 120 amino acids. The transcript has 2 exons. Gene Ontology annotation, molecular function: cysteine-type endopeptidase inhibitor activity. The record is from RefSeq and is a predicted model, not a curated record. Lineage: Eukaryota; Viridiplantae; Streptophyta; Magnoliopsida; Malvales; Malvaceae.